UCUCGUGAGAAAGUUUAAAGCAUCUCAGUUGAGUUCUGUCUGUAAAACCUAAGCUAAAGGGUAGAGAACUUUCGUGAACUGCAAGCUAACUCCUUGGGUGGAUCAAGAGCAAUCAAACUCUUUCCCCGAAAAUGGGUAGAUUCACCUGGUCGCUUUGGAGUAUUACAAUGGUGUUAUCGGUCUUUUUUAGAGGAAUCUCAGCUUGGAAUAACGAUUCAUUGGUUCCUAGUACAGCAGGUACGACUCUAACUGAAACAGAACGUAAACCGUCCUUCAUUCAAGAGCUAUUGCCUUCUAGAGAACAACCGUCAGUUGUCUCAUUUUCCGUUCUCUCUUCUACCACCGACCGACCUGAUAAGCUCUCAUCUGCUUCAUCAACUGUUACAUCUUCAUCAUCAACUACGGAUAAAGUUGACAACAAAGGUUCCAUUGCAAAAUCGAGAGCUGUUUUCAAAACAAACCUGGGUGAUUCAGCUACAUCUACCAAUAUCAGUCCAGGACAGAAUUUCCAUGUUCGUGCAUCCACUACAAGUCUUCGGCAGGUUGGAAUAUAUUCAUCUACUACAGAGAAGUUUUUAGAAGAUCCAUCGUCAACUGAUCUUACCUUACAGUCUGCAACAGCUCUGAUUAAGAUAGCAUCAAAUGACAGCAUAAUCUUGAAGACAUCUACGUUAACGUCGUUGUCUUCAACAUCACCUCCAUCACUGUUAACUUUAUCAACAUUAGCAUCAUUGUCAUUUUUAGCGUCUUCAUCAUCACUAUCAUCAUCAUCGUCAUCAUCGUCAUCAGCAACAAAAAGAACAUCGUCAUCAUCAUUAAUGAUAUUGCAACCUCUCUUGUCAUCUAACUUCCCCUUCUUCACUUCCUUUCUCUCUUCGUCAUCGUCGUCGUCAUCAUCAUCAGCAGCAGCAUCAGCAUCAUCAUCAUCAUCAUUAUCAACAACAUCGUCAUCUUCAUUACUGAUAUUACAACCUCCCUCGUCAUCUACCUUCCCCUUAGCAUCCUCCUCUUCCAACUCCUCCUCCUCUUCCCUAUCAUCAUCAUCACCACCAUCACCAUCGCCAUUACUAUUGUCACCAUUGCCAUCACCCCCACCAUCAUCAUCAUCGUCGUCGUCGUCGUCAUCAUCACCAUCACCAUCAACAUCAACAUCGUCAUCUUUCUUACUGAUAUUACAACCUCCCUCGUCGUCUACAUUCCCCUUUGCCUUUUUCUCUUCCAACUCCUCCUCCUCCUCCCCCUCAUCAUCAUCAUUAUCAUUGUCACCACCACCAUCGCCAUCGCCAUUCCCAUCAUCAUCACUGCCAUCACCACCACAAUCAUCAUCACCACCACCAUCAACGCCAUUUCCAUCGCCAUCGCCAUUGCCAUUGCCAUCGCCGUCGCCGUCGCCAUCGCUGUUGCCAUCGCCAUCGCCAUCGUCGACGCCAUCGCCGUCGUUAUCGCCGCCGCCGUCGCCGUCGCCAUCGCUAUCGCCAUUGCCGUCACCAUCACCGUCAACGUCUUCAUCAUUAACAUUACUCUCUUUGCCAUCACCAACGUCAUUAUUAUCAAUGAAAUUAACACUAUUGUCCAUCUUCUACUCUUCUUCCUCCUCCUCCUCAUCAUCAUCUUCAUUGUCAUCAUCAUCAUCAUCACCACCACCACCAUCAUCAUCGUCGUCGUCAUCGUCAUUGCCAUCAUCGUCAUCAUCAUUAAUAUUAUUACAACCUCCCUUGUCAUCUACCUUCCCCUUCUCCUCUUCUUCGUCCUCCUCCUCAUUAUUGUCACCACCUCCAUCACCAUCGCCAUUACCAUCAUCAUCAUUGCCAUCACCAUCCACAUCAUCUUCACCAUUAUCGCCAUCGCCGUCGUCAUCAUCAUCAUUAAAAUCGUCACCUCCGUUACCAGCAUUAUCAUCAUCAUCAUCAUCAUCAUCAGUUGCAGCGUUAUUGUUAGCGUCUUCAUCAACUUCACCAUCUUCACCAUCACCACCACCACAAUCCUCAUCAUCAUCAUUAAUGAUAUUACAAUCUCCUUUGCCAUCUACUUUCCCCUUCUCCUCUUCCUUCUCCUCUUCCUCCUCCUCCUCUUCAUCAUCGUCAUCGUCAUCAUCGUCAUUGUCACCACCACCACCGCCAUCUCUAUUACCAUCAUCAGCAUCGACGCUGCCAUCGCCGCCAUCGUCAUUAUCUCCGUUACCAGUAUUAUCAUCAUCUGAGAAACUAUCAUCGCUAUCAUCGCCUUUCUCAUUACCCGUGUCGAUAUCCUUACAGUCCCUAUCAUCUUCUCUCUUUAUUGUACCAUCUCAACCUCUAUCACUGCCUUUAACUUCAAAAUUGUCAUCAUCACUACAGUCCCCCUCAACCUCAGCUACGCCAUCAUCAUUGUACAUGUCAUCACCACAUGCAACAUCAAUUCCGUUCGUAUUGGCCGCGUCGUCCUAUUUGUAUCGUGGUCCACAUCGAUUGACAUCGUCCGUACUUAGUCUUGAAGGCAAGAUAGCUUCACCAAGUCAAUCAAAAGGAAAGGUGCAAACAUCGACGGAAAUCAUAUCAACAGUUAUCAAAAUUACUGCGCCUGCUACGAGUGCCGCAGUGAAUCUAGAAACAACCCUUUCCGUUUAUACCAAAAGCACAGAAGAAUCCACCAGCACAGAGCCUCCUACCGAAUCCAGUCGGAUGUUGAUCGCAAAGUUAACAAUUGAAGCCAUGGAAUUCACUCUGGAAUUAGCUGAUUCGUCCUCUGAAAAAUUUAAAGAGUUAGCGAGGGAUGUGGAACUGUUACUGAAUGAUGUUUUUAAGGAAAUUUCUGGUUUCCUCUAUGUGACUGUGACAAGCUUUGAAAAUGGAAGCAUCGUAUGUAACUUCAUGAUCCACAUUAAAAUGGAAUCUUUAGCAACGGCUGAAGAGUUUGAGAGGAUUUUGACCGCUGCAGCAGAAGGUGGAAAAACUGGGAAAUAUCAGAUCAGCAAUAUAGAAGUGCAAGACACUGUUGGUGCGGUCAAAGAGAAAGAGCCUGAAGGAAAGUCGAUUCCGGUCAAAGUAAUUGGUGUUGCAGCGUUUGCUGGAGUGGUGGUUUUGAUCAUUGUGUUUUUACUUUAUAAGGUUAUCAGUCGAAAGAGAAAAGAGCGCGAGGGUCAUACGAGGACCGGGGACGUUUAUCCUCUAAGCGACUUCAAUGCAAACACUGAGGUGGAAGAAACAAAGGCGGCUUUACGAAAAACGGGAAGUACGUAUUUCGAAGACAUCGAGGACGCCGACGAAAUAACUCCGUUUUACAAACCUGGUUACAAAUCCGAGAUCUAGUCAAUACAGGUUCCUCUAAGGACAUGUUAACACUAGAGUGUAAUGCUCUUAUAUAUUUUAAACUCGACCAAGGAGAAAAGUAGAGCGGUUUCUUUUUUCUUUUUUUGGAUUCAGAUAGCACGCAAGGGGUACAUAUUUUGGCUAUGCCAAGAAAAAUCUUGUAAAAGGGCAACAAGAGGGAUGGCCAAAGGGAAAAGUAGAGCGAUUUCCUUUUUUCCUUUUUUUUCUUUUUUUUUUUGGAUUUAGAUAGCGCGCAAGGCGUACAUAUUUUGGCUAUGCCAAGAAAAAUCUUGUAAAAGGGCAACAAGAGUUAUUGGCAAAUGAACGAGCCAAGUAAGAAAGUGUAGACAGCCUGUUCACAGUUUACCAAGAAAUACCUUUAGCUUUAGGCGCUGUGUUUUGUAACCAAAUUACAGAGUUUUUUGGUUAGGAUAUCGGCAUUCCGUCCUGAUUUACACACAAAUGAGCUGACGGCAAGCAUGAACCCGUCAAUCCCUGUUCCCGGAGGGGCAUUUUUCAAAUAAGUACAAUAUAGAUUUGCCGUCAGGGACGUUCUGUUGCUUUGUCCACCUCGUUCCCAGGGCUUUACCCAAAGAAGUUGGGUGGGGCGGGAAAAAAGGGAAAAGCCCUGGGAACGAGGUUGCGCUAUGCCUGUCACGCAGGCUAUUGUCAUGUUCGCAUAUUCGUCACGUUGUAGGCCACUGAGCAAAGGGAAAGGUAAUGAUUCAGUUAUAAGGUAAUUAACUCUUUGAGUCCUAAGAGAGCCUAAACAUGUUUUAAGUUGUCUCGUUAAAAUUGUUUGGGUAUAAAUGAUGCUCAGGAAACUAUAUUCACUUGAGUUUUAAUAUAGCUGCAUGCUUCCCUGGGCAUGCUUCGAUUCAUUGCUAAGUGUUUUUUUUUAUUAUUUGUGCCUGUGCUUAUAAGCUUUUAUGCCAUCUGGGAAUCACAGUAGAAACGCAUUUAUUUUUCAGUCCUCUUUUAGAUUGAGGUUUUAAUCAUAAGAUGUAAAAACACCACCAUUAUAAAAAACACAACUUUUGGCACAUGUAGUUGUGCUAUAAUUUAGCUUAAAGUUCAAAGCUACAUUCAAAUUCACAAGCAAGCACUUUGUGAUAAAUAGUUAUCCAAAAAAUAAAUGCUAAGUAGACCAGGGUUCUUAACAAGAGCCAUAACCCGAAAUACCUGUUAUGGCUAAAUAUGCUCUAUGGGCCCUUGAUGUUAGGGGUAAACUCUCCUGUUGUUGAUACAAUUUGUCCAUAAAGUAAUUAAAGUUUGUUACAG
Molecule: messenger RNA, 4568 nt
Organism: Orbicella faveolata
Lineage: Eukaryota; Metazoa; Cnidaria; Anthozoa; Scleractinia; Merulinidae
Source: RefSeq, a predicted model, not a curated record